AGGUAAGGAAGGCAGGUUUGUCCUACUGACGCGAUCACUGUGUAAAAGUAUAAGUAUAGUAUUGAUUUUCCUUGUGUUUUUUUCCCAAAAUUCAAAACCUGAACAGAGAGAAUUUUACAUAUAUAUUAUACUACUCUUUGGAAUCUUACGUCGAAAUGUAAAUAGUGAGUAUUGUUUUAUCGAGUAUUGCCAUACUAUACAAACUGUAAUCAUCAGCAUCGCAGUGCGUAGUACAUUUAGUGUUACCAUAUGAAAAAAGAUUUACACUGACUAUUUGCUUGACAGUUAAAAUUCAAAAUAUCAAACUGAAGAUCGGGCGGACGUUACGAUUUCAUUGUUUCUCAUUUUUUAAUAAUUUCUAUUGCUGUUUAGAUAUAAUUCGUAGUGAUUAAAAUGUAUAGUUCUUACUAUAGUAGUGGAAUAUAAGUUAUUAGGAUUGUAAACCUACGUUGACAACAUGUAUUUUGAAAUCGAUAACACGCCAGAACAUAUUAGGAGGGCGCGGCGUACGGAAAAUGUUCGUAAAGAGACUCCUGAAGAAGAAUGCCCUAGGUUGAUCUUGGCUCCGUUUUCUAGGCCUCCUCAAGUGGUUUUUGAUAAUGUUCUCAUCGGGACAUCAUGUGAGCGAAAUUUGGAAGUAUUGAACCCUAUGAAACAUCCCCAACAGGUAACCCUCGCCCGCAGCCUGCCGCAAGGGCUACAGAUCCACCUGCCUGGCGACUGGCUGGAACUGGAGCCCGAGACAUGCUACUGCCUCACCAUGUCAUGGAGCCCCACGCAGCCUACCGCGCUCCGAGAGACCAUACAGUUCACCAAUGAGAAGAGAGGCCGAUAUGAAGUUAUUGUGGUUUUGAAGUCUGCUAUGAAUAUCAAAGGCAAAAACAAGCCCAAGAGUUUCAGAGUUUCUCCUGGGAAAAAAGAGAAAAAACCAUUAAAGAAAUCUCCAGUAACAAUUCAUAAAAGGAAGCCUGAGGCCAUCGUCCACGCUGUGAAACGAGCAGCACAAGUGGUCCAGCCGAGUCAAUACAAAAAACUUAAAACCUACAACAAAGAAAACAUAUCAGGAAUUCAUGAUUACACUGCGGACUCGCAACUCGGACGAUGCCCAUUCGAUUCUUUCAACAGUGUCGAUAUCCAUUUCAAUACGUCUGAAAUAUUUUCAAACAUGAAAAAGGAAAUGAUGCAGCAAACCUAUGACGCUUCCGGUUAUAUGAACGUCACGAAAGAAGCGCCGGUGCCGAGCAAUGUACUGAAACCUGUCAACAGACAGUUGAGCCCCGGUGGCGAUAUUUUCGACAAACUUUCCUUCACACCUCUAAAAACCCUCAAAAAGAGUGAGAGGUUAGAGCAAGGGCCUAAAAUUAUAAUCAGCAUGAACUCUGAUUGCGAGGAAGACAGCUUGGACAACAAAGAGAACGAUGAAAACGCUGGCCCUCACUCUAUAAUGUUCGUAACGUCGUCUCAACCGGCCAAUAAAUGGCUGUCUGCAAACCAGCAUCAGCGCCCGAACCAUUAUCUAGAAACCGCCACUGCCACAGAUAAAAAAAUCCCAAACACUUCAUCUCCAAAAGAACUGCACAGCCCAAACUUUUCUAUAAACACGGAGUUUUCUAGAAUCAGCGAUCUCUCUUUCUGUCCUCAAAGAUUUUCCACUGAGAGGAAGUUUAUCCCUAAAAUGAAUAAUGAUACCCACGACAUCGAGGACUUUGAUAAACUGAGCUCCGAUACGUACACUAAAGAAUCUCCCAACGCGGCGGUAGAUUACCCUGUGUUCUAUAUGAAGGAUCAAAACCCCUCGAAAUGCAGACAAUCGUUAUUCAGGGAGUAUAACCAACGAAAGCAAUGGGAGAAACCACCGUCUUAUCCACAAAAGAUAGAAAGUAACGUGUGGAGAAAUGAGCCUAGGAAGUUCGAAACUAACGUAUGGAGAAGUGAACCUUAUACAAAACCACAGUCACCGCCGCGCUCGAUCACCCCGCCUCUUCAAUCAAUUCCUGAAGAGAGUCAAAAUCAUUAUUCAGACACCCAAAUUCUUGACAAAACUGAUAAACAAAUGACCACUUUUACGGUGGACAGAACAUUCAACGCCACACGCGAUAGAAGCUCGAUAUCUUCAGUCAGACAAAGUUCUUGGUCCAAGAAAGAUGUGAGAGCUGACCCGACGCUUUGGAAAGUGCCAGUUUCGCAACCAGAAAGACGAACUAAAACUGGUCGGCCGUCUAUCUCACGCUCCUCUAUAAGCAAGCCCGCGAACACAACCUUUGACAAAAGUAUUAAUCAAAACAUAUCACUAAACGUCGUCGGGAAUGUAUAUUCCCAGUCUCUUACAGUGGACCCCUUCUUAUCGUCAACUUACUUCUACGACGAGGAAGCGGUGGCCAAGUUCGAAAAAGAGUUUAAAAGAUGGCUGAAUUAUAUAUUGACUCCGCCCGCCGAUCUCGACUGCAACGUGGAGCAGAAGAUCGAUGUAGGUAAAGCGUGGAUCGAGAACAGGAACAAGGAAGUGCCGCUCGCACCAACCAAAGAGCAAGUCUCGAGCGCUUACCACAAUAGCCAUAGACUGGAUAGUCUUAGAAGGGCCGCAAAAGCUUUACUGCUGAGUCCUGAAAUAUGUCAAGUUUUCCAAAAACUUACUGCUCAAAUAGAGAAAAAGCUUAUAGUGAUCAGGACCGACCGCAAUCUUCACCUGGAUGUGGGUUUACAGAAAGCUAUAAUGGAACUUCUACUGUGCUACAAUCCUCUGUGGCUACGUAUCGGUCUCGAAGCUCUCUACUGCCUAGUCUUGCCUCUGAAAUCCAACAGUGACAUUGAUGGUCUGACAACCUUCAUCAUUCAAAGGAUGUUCAAGAACCCAUUCCUCAAAAAUAAGCAUUCUAAAGCUUCGGCGCCGAACAUGCUGCUGCCAGCUUAUAUGGAAGCCAUCAAGAAGUUUACUCUGAAGAAGUUUUUCAUGUUGGUUUACUUCUUGGAUCAAGCCAAGCAGAGGAAGCUGAUAUCCCACGAUCCUUGCCUGUUCCGCCGCAACGCUAUAUGCAAAGAGAGCAGAGAAAUCGUGAUAAGAUUUACGCGCGAAUUGAUCGCCGGCAUCGGCGACAUCACCAAGCACCUGCGGCCGCUCGGCUACGUGGUGUGCCACAAGCAAACGUACCUGGACGAAUACUUAUACGCCGUCCACAACAUAGCGGUCGACAUCAGAGAUGGCGUGCGCUUGACCAAGGUCAUGGAAAUAAUCCUGAUGAAGAAUGGCCUAUUGAACCAACUGAGAACGCCCGCUAUUUCCAGACUGCAGAAAAUACACAACGUCCAAGUGGCGCUAACAGCGCUUAAAGACGCGAAUUUUGUGAUCGUCGGUGAGAUCACCGCAACCGACAUCGCCGGCGGGCACAGGGAGAAAACUAUGUCGCUCCUGUGGCAGCUGAUACACGUGUUCCGCGCCCCGCUGUUCGAGACCGCCGCCAACGUGAUCCAAACCUGGUGGAAGAAGAAGUACAAGGUGAUCGUGGAGAAGAGGAUGGCGGAGGAACGCGAGCGGCAGCGGCUGGACACCGCGGCGCGCGCCAUCCAGUGCUGGUGGCAGCGGAUCCAGUACAACCGCCUCGUGGAGAAACAAAUGCAGCUGUACACGUACUCCACCGUCAUCAUCCAGAAAUACUGCCGGCGCUGGCUCUGCCGCACUCGCCUGCUCAAACUCAAGACCAGCGUGUUGAGAAUCGAAGAAUGGUACAGAGGUAUCAAGAUGAUCAACGAAGCUAAAGAUAUCCUCCAGAAAUUAAGAUCGGAAAGGGAGGAGUUGCGAACGAAAUCUGCCAUUGAAAUCCAGCGCAACUUUAGACGCUGGUCGUGCGUCACAAAGUAUCAGAAAACUUUAAAGAAUAUCAUCAUCACACAGAGCUUGGUGCGUCGCCAUCUUGCCCGAAAACAAUAUUUGCAAAUGAGAAAGACUGUAAUACUCAUCCAACAAAGAUAUAAGAGCAAAUUACUGAUGAAAGAGGAAAUGAAGAAACUGGCGCUGCAAAGGCAUUGUGCCAUUGUUAUACAAAAACAGUAUAGAAUGAUAAGACAGUACAGGGUCUACCAGAAGCUGAAGUUUGCAGUUCAUACUAUCGAGAGAUACUAUAAAGCGAUGACUCAAAUGAGGCAAGAGCGUGAGCAAUAUUUGCGACUGAAGAACGCCGUAAUAAAAGCACAAGCCAUGUACAGGGGCCGACAGGUCCGCCGAGAGUUUACGAGGCAGGUGUCUUUGAUGGUUACUUUACAAAGAAGAAUCAGGGCACACCAGAUAAUGAAAAAAGAAAGGUCUCAAUUCAAAAAUAUCAAAAAGGCUGCAUGUACUUUACAGCAACGCUUCAGGUCGUAUCUCAUUAUGAAGGAAACUAGGCAUGUUUACAUAUCUCAGCGUCAGUCAGCAAUUACGAUACAGAGGCAUUUCCGAGCAUAUGUACUUGGAAAGGCCGAAAGAAACGCUUAUUUGAAGACGAAGUCUGCCGCUAUAGUAUUACAAAGACAUUAUAGGAGUCUACUCUUGAUGAGAGAGGAGAGGACUACCUUCUUGAGACUAAAGACUUCUGCGAUAUGCAUACAAAGGUACUACCGAGCCUUGCUGGAGAUGAGAAAAUGCAAAACAUGCUAUCAAAAACUGUACGCCGCAACCACUUUGAUUCAGCGAAAAUACAGAGCAAGGUUGCAGAUGAAAAUAGAAAAGUCGGAAUUCUUAAAACUGAAAGCAGCCAGUAUAAUAAUACAGAAUCGGUACCGAGCUCUAGUUGUUGGGAGGCAACAGAGAAACCAAUUCCAGAAAGAGAAGAUGGCAGCGAUUACAUUGCAAAAUUGGUUUAGAAAUUGCAGAAAAGGCAAAGAGAUACAACAACAGUAUCAGCAGUCGAAACAGGCCUGCGUUACAAUUCAGAGAAUUUAUAGAGCCUUUAUCUUAAGCAAAAAACAGAGAAUAGAAUAUCUUAGAAUAAAAACUGCAACUAUUUGCAUUCAGAAUUACUAUAGAUCUUACGUAGAAAUGAAAACUGUAAGGGAACAGUUCAUCAGGCUUAAGGCGUCAACUGUAACCAUCCAAAGAUUUUACAGGGGACACUUGGAAACUAAAAAGCUAAGAGAAGACUAUCUUCGUACGAAACAAGCAGCUACUGUGAUUCAAGAGUUCUACAGAAGAUACAAACAGACUGUUAUAACGAGACAACAAUACUGUACUUUGAAAAAGAAUGUUAUCUGCUUGCAGAGACGGUACAGAAGUCUUCUGGCUAAGAGGAAGGUACAAAGUGCUUAUGAAAAUCUUAGAAAAUCAGUCAUUCUGGUGCAACAGAAAUACAGAGCUUUAAUUGCCAUGAGAAAUCAGCGAACAGCAUAUUUGACAUUAAAAUCCGCUGCACAAGUUUUACAAACAAGGUAUAGAGCACAAGUAGCAAUGAAGUAUGAGAAACAAAGAUAUGUGUCGAUAUUGAAAGCUACCAUUUGUAUUCAAAGAUUCUACAGGGCGCGUUUAGAAGGAAGAGGACAAAGAAAUCAGUAUUUACGAUUAAGACAAGCAGUUAUUUUAAUACAGCAGAAAUAUAGGGCACUACUUGCCAUGAGGACAUGCAGGGCCUGCUAUUUAGAGACUAAAUCCGCUGCUAUAUGCGUACAGAGGAGAUACAGAUCCCGUUGCCUGAUGUUGCGAGAGAAAGCCGAAUUCAAAAGGACCCUGUCCGCGUGUGUUACCAUUCAGAGGUACUUCAAAGCUUACAUUGCAGGCAGAAAACAAAGAUUGGCAUACGAAACACAAAAGGCUGCUGCCAUUCUGUUACAAAGACAUUACAGAAGCGUUAGAGAAACUAGGGAAGUCCGAUCUCAGUAUUUGCAUUUGAAACAAGUUGUUAUUACAGUGCAAAGAAGAUUCAGAGCCAAUUUAGCGGCCCGAAGCGUUAGACAAGAGUUUAUGAGAAUCAGACAAAGUGCCACAAAAAUACAAUCUACAUUCCGAAUGUACUCUGCCCGCAAGAAAUGGUUGGUAUUAAAGAACUCCGCUGUGAUAAUCCAGAGGUUUUACAAAUCCUACAGACACGCGAGAAACACGAGGGAGCAAUAUCUUCGUAUCAGGUCGAUUAUCAUCAAGUUACAGGCUCUCGCUAAACGCGUUAUUGUACGAAAGCGCUACUUAGACCAUUUGCAACGUCUUCUCAAGCAACGUAGAGAAGCGGCAGCCAUAUGCAUUCAAAGCAAUUUUAGACGAUAUUUGGUACAGUCUCGUUAUCUAAACUAUAGAAAACAUGUAACUUACAUUCAAAAACUGUGGCGAGGAAAGCUUCUGACAAGACAGAUGCGUUCUGAGUUUGUCCAGAAGAGGAUCUUUAUCACCAAGUUGCAAGCAGUAAUCAGGGGAUACUUAGUUAGGAAAGAAGUGGCCUUCAAGAGAGAAAACUUGCUCAGAAUUCGAGAGGAACAGAGGCAACACUGGGCAGCAUGUAAAAUACAGGCGGUAUUCCGAGGCCACCAGGUGCGCUCGCGCUCCGCGCUGCACAACCCGCGCGCGGCGGCGCUGCGCCGGCGCUGGCGCGAGGGCGCGCUGCGCUCCACGCAGGACACGCUUGAAGAACGCUACGAUCAGGCCAUGGAGGUGCUCAACAACUUCUCCGACAUGGAGUCCGUCAUCAUCGCCUUCCGCUCUCUAGAACUUCUAACGGAGGUGUUCCCGAUGAUGUACAACGAGACGGCCCCGAAGGUGGUCAGCUGCGUGUACAACUACAUGUCUGUCAUGAACCGCUCCAUCUCCAGUGUGGAGGUGCUCAAAUCGGCAGCCUCCGUACUGGCCAACCUUACGCGGUAUCGCGUUACUGGACCCAAGAUCUACGCGCGUGAACACAUACCUCCUCUCCUGAAGUACAUGUGGCGCUUCAGCACCAGCGAGGUGCAGCUGUUCCUCAUCCUGUCCACUUAUCUGUGGCUCUUCUCCAAAUACGACGGCGUAAGAGAGGAUCUCACAGAGUACCUGCACACACCAGAGAAUCACAAAAUGAUGGAGUCAAUCAAACGCAACGUGGAACGGGUUAGGCGCAUGGCCAGCAACGCCAUCAAGCACAAGCCCAUCACACCGGCCAAGUUUAACCCUUCCGCGAGUUUCUCCCACAACACCACCCUCCUGCCGGCGCUCGAGCCUGACUAUGGCAUCGCAAGGGUUGACCACCAUCGGUACUUCGUCGACACCCAACAAGCCAUACAUUGCCUCUUCCGUACAUAUAAGCUUUAAUUUUUAAUAGUUAUUUGUUUUACAAGGGGGCAAAGUGGUUGUUUAACCGCACGUGCCAAUGUUGAUAUCCGAGCAAGCGAAAGAUUCCAAUAUUGAACCGCGAGCGUAGCGAGUGGUUCA
Messenger RNA from Leguminivora glycinivorella, 7354 nucleotides. It is a transcript of the gene asp, whose product is annotated as protein abnormal spindle. The transcript has 8 exons. Gene Ontology annotation, molecular function: protein binding. Gene Ontology annotation, cellular component: spindle pole. The coding region runs from base 458 to 7234 and encodes 2258 amino acids. NCBI's taxonomy places the organism in Eukaryota, Metazoa, Arthropoda, Insecta, Lepidoptera, Tortricidae. The record is from RefSeq and is a predicted model, not a curated record. Gene Ontology annotation, biological process: spindle organization; establishment of meiotic spindle localization; mitotic cell cycle.